UGUGCAGCCUCAAUGGAUCAGAAGAUUCCCUAUGACGACUACCAGCUCCCGGUGGUCUUCCUGCCCUCUUACGAGAACCCACCAGCAUGGAUUCCUCCUCAAGAGCGAAUUCGCCACCCUGACUACAACAACGAGCUGACCCAGUUCCUGCCCCGCACAGUGGUCUUGAAGAAACCCCCUGGAGCGCAACUCGGCUUCAACAUCCGUGGUGGCAAAGCCUCGCAACUGGGAAUCUUCAUAUCCAAGGUGGUCCCGGACUCUGACGCCCACCGAGCGGGACUGCAGGAAGGAGACCAAGUUCUUUCCGUCAACGAGGUGGACUUUCAAGACAUAGAACAUUCCCGAGCAGUGGAGAUUCUCAAAACUGCGCGAGAAAUCCUGAUGAGGGUCCGCUUCUUCCCUUACAAUUACCAGAGGCAGAAGGAGAGGACCGUCCACUAG
Molecule: messenger RNA, 441 nt
Organism: Nerophis lumbriciformis (worm pipefish)
Lineage: Eukaryota; Metazoa; Chordata; Actinopteri; Syngnathiformes; Syngnathidae
Source: RefSeq, a predicted model, not a curated record